This is a messenger RNA of Thunnus maccoyii (southern bluefin tuna), 3955 nucleotides long. It is a transcript of the gene selenon, whose product is annotated as selenoprotein N. Gene Ontology annotation, biological process: skeletal muscle fiber development; calcium ion homeostasis. The record is from RefSeq and is a predicted model, not a curated record. Gene Ontology annotation, cellular component: endoplasmic reticulum membrane. NCBI's taxonomy places the organism in Eukaryota, Metazoa, Chordata, Actinopteri, Scombriformes, Scombridae. The transcript has 12 exons.
ACUCUCUGCUGAUAAAGAGGUAAAUGUAAAAAUAUUUUGGUAUUUCCCUUAAUGUUGUUGGGAACGUUAUUUGGCCAAAUCACAUAAAAAGCCUCUUUCACACAUAUUUCCCAGUAAAUCACUGGGAUAACCUUUCCUUUCCUUUCCUUUUCACUAUUCACACUUGCAGCUACAUUCAGGAACAUUUCCGUCUUGUGCCAUUUCACACAUGCCGUGGCAAUGCUGGUAUAAAUGGGGCAAGGGACCGUCCAUCAAAUGGCAGUCAUGCAACAAUUAUAGAUGCCAACCGCCAUAAAACUAAACAGAAGAUGCACGUUGUACGCCGCAGAAGACGUCUUAUUAUUUUCAGGAACAUGGCGGGCGAGGAGCAGUUUUUGUCCACUGCCGAUGUUCUUGUAAUGUAUUUUUAAAAGGAGCUUGUUUGCAAACAAAAGAACUUGUAUUGCUUGUUAGUUAUCAAAUCUUGCGCAAAAGCACCGACAACAAGCAACAAGGCAACCGUUAACAAGUCGCGGAUUCAAAUACGUCAUCAGCAAAGUCUUGUGAUUGGUUCGCCCGCUCUGCGUGAAAGCGUCUUUCGUCAGACGGACGUAAGCCUUUAUGUGAUUGUCCUUGCAAUGCAUUCAUAACACAGCCGUACCGGCAUUUUCCCUGAAAUGUUACUAGACGAACAGCAGCGCUUUAAUUUUGAGUCCACAAACUCCGCAUAUCCGGUUUCGUCCUGUCUUUUACCCGGUCGCUUGACGCAUCUUAACCGCAUCCAUAUGGUUGUACAUUAGAUGUGGGAAAUAAGAAAUCUGUGCUGCUAGCUAGCCACCGUUUAAAUACGAUCCAGCUGCUGCCAGCGAGCGUCAACGGCCGGAAAAGAGGCGCGAUCCCCGGUGUACAGGAUAACAGAAGUGUCGGUGGAUUCUUGACACUUUAAGAAGGAAGUUUACACCGCAGGAAUACUGCUGGUAGCCGUUUUUGGACGCUAUCCGACGGUCAUGUCUUCGUGUAAAUAGCCGUGGUGGAGGUCGAGGAUGGCCGCGGACGUGGAUAAAACAACCCCCGAGGAUGGACACCAGACCCCGGGCUCUGGAUCCUGGAUCUCCAGAGGGAUGUGGACGCUGCUCAUGGUCACUGCUGUCCCUCUUCUCGCGUUUGGGAUCAAGUAUUACCAAGAUGCCCAGCUCCUCAAACGUCAUGAAGAGAGUGUUCAAACUCUGGGUGCCGAGGGACUCUUUCUCUUCUCCUCCUUAGACACCAACCAUGACCUCUAUCUAAGUCCGGAGGAGUUUAAACCUAUUGCAGAGAAACUCACAGGGAUUACACCCCCCGCAGAUUUUGAAGAGGAAGUGAUCCAUGACCCUAAUGGAGAAACUUUGACCUUGGAGGCCAAAAUGCAGCCCCUGCUGCUUGACUCCAUGACAAAAAGCAAGGAUGGCUUCCUUGGGGUUUCUCACAGCUCUCUGGCUGGCCUGCGCUCAUGGAAGAGCCCGGCAGUGCCUUCCUCUUCCUUCUCUGCCAGCCAGUUCAGGGUCUUCUUGCCCCCAAAGAACAAGGUGGAAGUGGGAGACACAUGGUGGGUGAUUCCCAGCGAGCUCAACAUCUUCACCGGGUACCUGCCCAAUAAUCGUUAUCACCCUCCCGCACCAAAGGGCAAAGAGGUUCUCAUCCACUCUUUGCUGAGUAUGUUUCACCCCCGGCCCUUCAUCAAAUCACGUUUUGCACCUCAGGGCGCAGUCGCCUGCAUUCGUGCCAGCAAUGACUUUUAUUAUGACAUCGUUUUCAGGAUUCAUGCAGAGUUCCAGCUCAACGAUGUUCCAGACUUUCCCUUCUGGUUCACACCAGGGCAAAUGACCGGCAACAUAGUUCUCUCUAAAGAUGCUUCUCAUGUCCGUCACUUCCACCUCUAUGUCCCCAAUGACAGGUCUCUAAAUGUGGACAUGGAGUGGCUGUACGGAGCUAGCGAGAGCAGCAACAUGGAGGUGGACAUCGGAUACCUGCCACAGUUAGAGCUGCAGUCCACGGGCCCGUCCACUCCCUCCAUCAUCACUGACGAGAAAGGCAACAUCAUCGACAGUCGAACCGGCAGCGCUGAGCCAAUCCAGUUUGUCUUUGAGGACAUCCACUGGACCUCAGAGAUCAGUCAGGAAGAGGCCACUCGCCGUCUGGAGGUCACCCUCUACCCGUUCAAGAAGGUGUCCUACCUGCCCUUUUCUGAGGCCUUUGAGCGAGCUGAAGCGGAUAAAAAAUUGGUGCAUUCCAUUCUGCUUUGGGGAGCAUUAGACGACCAGUCCUGCUGAGGUUCGGGGCGAACUCUCCGGGAGACAGUCCUGGAAAGUUCGCCCGUCCUGGCCCUGCUCAACCAGAGCUUCAUCAGCAGCUGGUCUCUGGUCAAAGAACUGGAAGACAUGCAGGCUGACGAGCAGAACCCUGCGUUGAGUCAAAAGGCCCGCUUGCAUCUGGAGAAGUACAACUUCCCUGUGGAGAUGAUGGUUGCACUGCCUAAUGGAACUAUUGUCCAUCACAUCAAUGCAAACUUCUUCCUGGACCAGACGGCCAUGAAACCAGAGGAAGAAGGAGCAACUUUCAGCUUCUCUGGGGGAUUUGAGGACCCCUCCACUUCCACUUAUAUCAGUUUCCUGAAAGAGGGGUUGGAAAAAGCCAAGCAGUACCUGGCACAGUAAAGUGUGUGUAUGUGUGUGUGUGUGUGUGAGUGACAGAGCCUUGGAGACUAAAUCUAAGUGGAGGAAAUGAUCAUCAUUCCUCUGGGUAAUGAACCAAGAUAAUGAAAACCCUCCAACAAUUAGAGAGAAGCUUUCUCAUCUGUGUUGGCAGCUGACAAAUCUUUCUUGCCUUCUCUCCUCUUUUCUUACUAUUUAUUUGGGCGUGGUCAGAAAUGAAGUUUUAUACUUUGAUUUGAAAUAUACCCGUAUUUGUAUUGUGACUAACAGCACAUAUUAAUGACCUACAGGGAAAUAUUGCUUCUCAAACCUGUAAAUGUAGUAUAUUUUAAUGAAAUACAAAAGGCCUUGCACACUGAGCAGUUAGAAAUAUUUAAACCCAUUUAGAUCUGCUUUCUCUGCUUGUAGCUGCUGAUUAAAGCCCAUACCUUUCCUACUGCAUCAUAACACACUGAAACAUUUAAUAUUUCUUCUUUUGUAUCAUGGUUUUGCAUGUGCAAUAUUUAAAGACUGAAUAGUAGAAGUGUUUCUCUCCCUGCUUUUUGAGUUUUUUUUCACCCAGAGACAAGGCUGGAGCAGAUGUUGCCUCCAGUUGUAUUUCAGCAGUUUGUGAAGGUUUUGCCUGAAAGCUCUCUCUGAGCUGGGCAUCGCCUGAUGUUUAUAGCUGAGGCUGCUGGAGGGAACACCCUUUCUCUGUCUCUGGGGGACAAAAGCAGCAGGAAAAACUAAACUGGACUGUGGUACAUAAAAUGAUGAACUUGUUGUAUUUUCAGUUUGAAACCAAAUGUUUAAAAUGUUUAGCAGAUUUUCUGUUUUGGUGGAUGAUGUGACCACACCAAAGAACAUUGUUUUCGUUAUAUAUACAGUAGCUGGCUUGUAGUCCUAGAGCAGUUGUCGCCAAUAAAUCCAACAAGUUGCCUGCCACUUGGUUCGUAUUUAUGUAACUCAGUGGAACCAAAUGGUCAUAAUCUUUGCAAAAUUGUUAGCUUCUUGAACGGAAAGGCACACGAUACCAUGUACUGUUGUUAUUCUGCCUGAGGCUCAAGUUUCAUGUCUUUACCCAGACAGGAAGAGCUAUUUAAGAAAAAAGAUGACAAUCUGGACCUACUGUUAGCUAUUAUUCCUCUUUUUACUACACAUUAAGUCAGUUUUCAUCUUUUCCAAAUGUAAAGAAAGAAACGAUUUCCCCUUCAGGUCCUAGUCUCUGUUUUUAGUGUGAAACAGAAAAACCCAGAAAUCAAGAAAACUCAUUUGAAUUAGUAGCUGUGCAGUUUGAUAAAUGAGAA